AUGGCAGAAUUCCGCUACGCUACGCUAAAGCUUAGUGGAAUUCUGCUGCGUCAUGCUGCACUAACCACUAUGUUCCACUCAGGCUCAACUCUCAACUUCUUUCAACUUGCGGUAUCACCGAUCAGCCACAAACCACAUCAAAAAAUCACGCCAGAACCAACCAGCCUACCUCAAAACAACUGCUCUUCAUUGCCUUCGACCAGCCAAACUUGUCAGCCAAAGCCCAAACGUUCUUGUCGCACCAAUGCUCAAAUGAAGGCACAUCGUACAGAAAAAGAAAAGCUCAAAACGGCAAGGGAGGAACUCAAGGCGGACCGCAAGCGCCUUGCACAGGAAGAAAAAAAUCAAGCAAGAAAAUCAACUGGCACCGGCUCCAAAUCUUCGAAGAAUGAAGACCGCGGCAAGAAUUUUGACCAUAAGGAUUUCGAAAACAUAUGUAGUUAUCUCGAGACACCUGGACACUACACCGAUCUGUUCGGCAAUGGCCAAAAGACUAGUGUAGGCCAAGCAAAGUUGACAAAAGCAAAGGCCUUUGAUGUAUUUGCUGUGUGGAUGAACAGUCUCAAUCCAGAUCUCCAACUGAGUGGUCGCCGACUUCAACAACGUCUCACUUCUUACAAGCAGAAAUAUAUCAAAUCAAAAAACUUUGAAGAGAAAACCGGCGCCGGGGUGCUUGACGAGCAUGGUCCUCAGACUCUAGCUGAAAUUCUCGAAGACAUGUGCCCAUGUCAUGAUUGUAUUGAUACAAUCUUCCGAGACAAGCCAAACGUCACUCCGAUGCAUGAAUUCGACCAUUCACUCGCCUCGGCCACAUUGCUUCCUAAUGAAGAACUCACCGACGGAGAGUCUAGUGGAAGUUCAUCCUCUCAGUCUCAUGGUCUGAUCGGUGGCUUGAAUUACGAUCCAAUCUUGGAGGAUUUGGAUGUUGAAAUGUUAUCGACGACUCCUGCGGUAUCAACGACUCAUGCGGUAUCAACGACUCCUGCGGUAUCAACAACUCCUGCGGUAUUGACGACUCCUGCGGUAUCAAACAAUCCAGUGGUUCCUGCAAUCCAAUCUGAUUCGCCUGCGAUACGAUCCGAUCCGAUUCCUGAAAAUGAUCCAAUUUCCGAUUCAGCUACCACCCACCACAAUCAGCCCCCUGUACCAAUUCCAUCGGGCUCCACCCAAACUUUGGUGGCCCCUGCCAAUGCAGCUUUGGAGGUGCUACGUCGAAGGGCUAGUAAUGCUCCAGAUCCAAAAUCCAAGCCAAAUCUUGCGACUUCUUUUACUCAGGGAAACGAUCGAAAAUUUGAUAUGUUAGAAAAACAAAUUAAGAUUGAUCAACAACGAUGGAAUCAUCAGGUUGCACAAUCAAAGCUAGAAGAAAGCCGAGCCGACAGGAAGGAGAAAAGGGAGGUGGAUCUUGAGGACAGGCGAUUAAAGUUUGAGGAGGAGCAAUUCAAUCGACUUCAAAAACAAGAAGAAGCAAGAGUCUCAGGGUUGAAAGAGGUAGAAGUCGAAAAGAAACAAAUGGUCAACAAGAUGCUCCAAGAAGGCAGAUCACCAAAUGAGAUCACUGCCUUAGUGCGCCUGAUUUAUGGAUAG
Messenger RNA from Puccinia graminis f. sp. tritici CRL 75-36-700-3, 1587 nucleotides. RefSeq lists its product as uncharacterized. The transcript has 3 exons. Bases 1 to 1587 code for a protein of 528 amino acids. The record is from RefSeq and is a predicted model, not a curated record. NCBI's taxonomy places the organism in Eukaryota, Fungi, Basidiomycota, Pucciniomycetes, Pucciniales, Pucciniaceae.